Pistacia vera is the source of this 956-nucleotide messenger RNA. RefSeq lists its product as uncharacterized. The record is from RefSeq and is a predicted model, not a curated record. The transcript is spliced from 9 exons. Bases 252 to 956 code for a protein of 234 amino acids. NCBI's taxonomy places the organism in Eukaryota, Viridiplantae, Streptophyta, Magnoliopsida, Sapindales, Anacardiaceae.
CUCUGUGUUUUUCUUCAACGGUUUCCACGAUUUUUCCCACUCGUCAACUUCAAAUAAUUGACUCUCAAUUCUCAAACACCACAACCCAACUCCAUUUGAUUUUGGUCACAAACCUUCAAGACGAGGGAGAGCAAGAGAGAAACCUCUUUCUCUCUCAUUCUCAAUACAAUUACAAACAAAAGAACUACUACAAAGAAGAUCAGUACUGGUUCUUGGAUUUUCUUUAUUUCUGAGAUCGUUUGUAGGCCAAGAUGAGGCCCAACUGGGAGCUCAAAAACUGCUGUCACCAUGAACAAGUUGUGUUUCUUGUUACCGUCUCUGUUUGCGCCGUGGUUAUACUUGCGCUGUGGAGGACAAUACUGCUGAGACCAUUUAAGCUUGUGACAGUAUUUCUUCACGAGGCAAGCCAUGCGAUUGCUUGUAAACUUACGUGUGGCGAAGUGGAAGGAAUCCAGGUUCAUGCUGACGAAGGUGGAACCACAACAACACGCGGUGGCAUAUAUUGGUGUAUUUUGCCGGCUGGAUAUCUUGGUUCGUCUUUCUGGGGAAUGUUACUGAUACUAGCAUCCACAAAUCUUCUUACUGCAAGAAUUGCUGCAGGGUGCUUUGUUCUUGCUUUGCUUGUUGUACUUUGUGUAGCUAAAAACUGGACACUUAGAGGACUUUGUAUUGGUUUUGUUGUUUUCCUUGGUGUAAUAUGGGUUCUGCAAGAAACAACAAAAAUCCGCAUACUUCGGUACAUCAUUCUUUUUAUUGGUGUGAUGAACAGCUUGUUUUCUGUAUAUGAUAUAUAUGAUGAUUUAAUAUCACGAAGAGUUCACUCUAGUGACGCCGAGAAAUUUGCAGAAGAGUGUCCUUGCCCAUGUAGUGGUAGUGGAUGGGGCAUCAUUUGGGGAUUAAUAUCUUUUGCAUUUCUCUGCGGAGCCAUGUACCUUGGUCUCGUAAUAUUGUCUUGA